AUGUCUCAAUCAAAUAGUCUAUCAGUACCUAAAGCUAAAACAUCCCUUUUAAGCCCUUUAAAAUUAAUAGGUAAUAAAUAUUAAAAGGUUUAUGAAUUUUAUGUUAUCAAUGAAGAAGAAAUUUUAAAUAUAACUUUGAACUUGUCUUCUAAAAUUAAACUUGUGAAUGCUAUCUCUGAAGUUCUUUAAUAAUUAUGCAAAGAACAUCCAUUAGAUUAAAAUGCGAAUAAUUAUGAUAUUUAUAUUUCUAAAAAGAAUGGUAAACCCAAAACUGAUUUCCCAUCUUUUCAAGCAGAUUUAUCAUUAGAAGAAACUGGAAAUAAUAAUUUUUCUUUAGUUCACAUUGCAUUCCAAGAAUCGAAACCAAAAAGAAAAUCAACUUUUGAUAUAACAAAUCAUUAUAAUUAAGGAAUGCAUAAAAAUUAAAAUGAAAAUAUUUAAGUCAAAAAGAAAAAGAAUUGGCUUUUCAACUUUUUAGGAUGCUUAUGA
Paramecium sonneborni is the source of this 489-nucleotide messenger RNA. Lineage: Eukaryota; Ciliophora; Oligohymenophorea; Peniculida; Parameciidae. The record is from the annotation of a GenBank genome assembly.